Fimicolochytrium jonesii is the source of this 1509-nucleotide messenger RNA. RefSeq names its product tyrosyl-DNA phosphodiesterase-domain-containing protein. Gene Ontology annotation, biological process: double-strand break repair; single strand break repair. Lineage: Eukaryota; Fungi; Chytridiomycota; Chytridiomycetes; Spizellomycetales; Powellomycetaceae. Gene Ontology annotation, cellular component: nucleus. The record is from RefSeq and is a predicted model, not a curated record. The transcript has 11 exons. Bases 1 to 1509 code for a protein of 502 amino acids. Gene Ontology annotation, molecular function: 3'-tyrosyl-DNA phosphodiesterase activity; double-stranded DNA binding; single-stranded DNA binding.
AUGAAGCGACAUCUAUCCGAUUGUUCAGGAAGCACAGCGAGCCCUUCCAAAAAGUCUCGUCUGGAGACCGCUGAAGAGGCUGUCAUCGACCUCACCGAGGAUGCUGACUACGACAGCGAUGCCACAGAGAUAGUCGAGACCGCUCGAGAGAAGGAGAAGCGAACAGAAAGUGGGAGGCCUCCAGCGCCGUCCAGACCUGUCCCGUACGUUGAUCCUCGUAUAAGUCUCACAAGAGUGGAGGCGUUGGGAUCUGCGCAGAAUGUGGGAUCCAAGACUCUUGGGAACGUUUUUGGCCUGAAAGACAUAGAAUGCAUGCUGCAGCUCAACUAUAUGGUCCAACUAACCUGGAUGAUGCGACACUUACCGGACCAAAGCAUCCCCAUCACUUUUGUUCAUGGCCUUCGACAAGCAAGCGCUCAAAUGCUGAGGGCAGAAGCAAGUCAAUUUCCGAACGUGAAGCUCGUGUCCCCAGAUCUGCCCAUUGCGUACGGCACACAUCAUACAAAAGCCAUGUUCAUCUUCUACAAGGAUGGCGACAUGCAGGUUAUCAUCCACACGGCCAACAUGAUACAACAGGAUUGGAAGAACAAAACGCAAGGCAUAUGGAGCAGCCCCGUGCUCAAGAAACGGACUGAUACCAGCAACGCAGAGAGCGCUUUCGGCACCGAUCUGAUAGAGUAUCUCCGCGCAUACGGGUCUUCAUUGCGUACGUGGUGCGACCGGCUCGAGGGGUAUGACUUUACGCCAUGCAAGGCCGUGAUCAUUGGAUCUGUUCCGGGGAGGCAUAGUGGGGUGAACUUGCGGAAGUGGGGGCACAUCAGGUUGCGAACGUGCUUACAGCAAGUCAAAAUACCGGAACAAUGUUGCAAGAAAUCGAUUCUGGUCGGACAGUUCUCAAGCAUCGGAUCUCUCGGCGUUACGGACGAUUGGCUCACGAAUGAUUUUGGAGUAUCUCUGUCAGCCGCUCGCAACCGGCAGGAGUGUUCCACGCCCAAUUUCAAGCUAGUGUUCCCCACUGUCGAGAACGUAAGAACGAGCUUCGAAGGCUGGGCCGCAGGGGGUUCGAUACCUUUCGAUUCCAAGAACUGGGUCAAGCAGGAGUCUUGGAUGCGGCCGCGGCUCAACGUUUGGGCAGCCCAGAAGCAAGGGAGAGCGAGAGCUAUGCCUCAUAUCAAGACCUUUGCUAGACUGGUUCCCGACACGGGUGAAAUAGCAUGGAUCUUACUCACAUCGUCCAACCUGAGUAAAGCAGCCUGGGGCUCAUUCGAGAAGAAGGGAGAACAGCUGAUGGUUGAAGAUUUCCAGAACGGCACAAUGAGAAACGUAUCAGCAUCCGAGCUGCCCUCUCUGUCAUUGACCGCCCAGCCAGCCGCGGGCACCACAGACUUCAUAGUCCCGAUACGCCUUCCCUAUGACCUUCCCCUGACACCGUACCGUAGCAACGAUGUAGCGUGGACGUGGGAUAGCAGGCAGAACGAGCCGGACUCGCUGGGGUAUAUCAAGGAUUGA